Messenger RNA from Nannospalax galili (Upper Galilee mountains blind mole rat), 4818 nucleotides. It is a transcript of the gene Unkl, whose product is annotated as unk like zinc finger. Lineage: Eukaryota; Metazoa; Chordata; Mammalia; Rodentia; Spalacidae. The record is from RefSeq and is a predicted model, not a curated record. The transcript has 15 exons. Gene Ontology annotation, molecular function: metal ion binding. Bases 44 to 2236 code for a protein of 730 amino acids.
GGCGCUAGCGCGGCGCAUGCGCGCUGCAUUGUUUUGACUGAAAAUGCCGUCGGUUUCGAAAGCCGCGGCGGCGGCGCUGAACGGGUCCCCCCCGCAGACCGAGAAGCCGACCCACUAUAGGUAUCUAAAGGAGUUUAGGACAGAGCAGUGCUCCCUGUUUUUGCAGCACAAGUGCAGCCAGCACAGGCCGUUCACCUGUUUCCAUUGGCAUUUCCUAAAUCAGCGUCGGCGCAGACCACUCCGACGGCGCGAUGGUACCUUCAACUACAGUCCGGACGUGUACUGCUCCAAAUACGAUGAGGCCACUGGCCUGUGUCCCGACGGCGACGAAUGCCCCUACCUGCAUCGAACAACUGGGGACACAGAGCGCAAGUACCACCUGCGCUACUACAAGACAGGCACAUGUAUCCAUGAGACAGAUGCACGGGGCCACUGCGUGAAAAAUGGGCUACACUGUGCCUUUGCGCAUGGCCCCCUGGACCUGCGGCCACCUGUGUGUGACAUCAGGGAGCUGCAGGCUCAGGAAGCCUUGCAGAAUGGCCAACUUGGCAGUGGGGACGGCAUUCCUGAUCUGCAGCCUGGGGUCUUGGCCAGCCAGGCCAUGAUCGAGAAGAUCCUGGGUGAGGACCCUCGGUGGCAAGACACUAACUUCGUAUUGGGCAGCUAUAAGACUGAGCAGUGUCCGAAGCCACCACGCCUAUGCCGCCAAGGCUACGCCUGUCCACACUAUCACAACAGCCGAGACCGCCGGCGGAACCCCAGGAGGUUCCAGUACAGGUCCACGCCCUGCCCUAGUGUGAAGCAUGGUGAUGAAUGGGGCGAGCCUUCACGGUGUGACAGUGGGGACAACUGUCAGUACUGCCAUUCCCGCACGGAGCAGCAGUUUCAUCCUGAGAUCUACAAAUCUACGAAAUGCAAUGACAUGCGCCAAACUGGCUAUUGCCCUCGGGGUCCUUUCUGUGCUUUUGCACAUAUUGAGAAGAGCCUGGGAAUGGUGACUGACUGGAGCUGCCGCGAUCUCAACUCCAAUAGUACCUCGACCCACAGCAGCCAACCUGGAAGCGCCAAACGAAAAGAUUCUCCUGCUGAAGGAAGCCAGAAAGCCAGCGAAGACAAUAAGCAGAAUCACCUUGCUGUGUUCUCAGUGGUUCACCCGCUGGUUCCCAGUGUAAGCUCCAGUGUGGCAUCUAGCCUGGCGUCAAGCACUGGCUCAGGUAGCUCCUCCCCAACUGCUCUGCCUACCCUCCCUGCUCGAGCUCUCCCACUGGACCCUGCUGGCAACACUGUGGAGGCGGUCCUAGGUUCUGCCUUAGAUCUCCGUCUUAGUGACAUAAAUAUCGCCUCCUUAGAUAAAGAUCUGGAAGAGCAGGACAGCCGUGACCUUGGCCUGACAGGUCCCAGGUCGUUGGCAGGCUCAGCACCCGUCACCAUCCCGGGCUCCCUGCCCCGCUCGCCAUCCCUGCACUCGUCCUCGUCCCUGUCCACCUCCCCACUCAGCUCGUUCUCCCAGUCCCUGUCGGGGCCACUCGUCUCCUCGGCCAUGACACCCCCCCAGCAGCCAACACCCCUCCGGUCGGAGCCGGCUACACUAGGCUCUGCAGCCUCGUCUUACAGCUCUUUAGGUUUGAACGGCGUCCCUGGGAGCAUCUGGGAUUUUGUUUCUGGCAGCUUCUCUCCUAGCCCAUCCCCCAUUCUGAACUCUGGCCCCUUGGCUUCCUCAAAUACAAGUCCAAACAGUGCCGAGCUGGCACGGGUCAGGCGGCAGCUAGAUGAGGCCAAGAGGAAGAUCAGGCAAUGGGAAGAGUCUUGGCAGCAAGUGAAGCAGGCUUGUGAUGCCUGGCAGAGAGAGGCGAAGGAGGCGAAGGAGCGAGCUCGGGUGGCAGACAGUGACCGGCAGCUGGCCCUACAAAAGAAGGAGGAGGUAGAGGCCCAGGUCAAGCAGCUGCAGGAAGAACUUGAGGGCCUGGGCUUGUCCUCAUUGCCUGGGCUGCGGAGCUUGGGUGAUAUCAGUGAUAUCCCUCUCUCCAAGUUGCAUUCCUUGCAGAGCCAACUGCGCCUGGACCUGGAGGCUGUGGAUGGGGUGAUCUUCCAACUCCGUGCCAAGCAGUGUGUGGCCUGCCGGGAGCGGGCCCACGGCACUGUCCUGCAGCCCUGCCAGCACCGUGUCCUAUGUGAGCCAUGCGCAGCCAGUGCUCCUGAAUGCCCCUACUGCAAGGGUCAGCCCCUCUCGUGGUGACCAGAGCCAGGCUCCACUCCCUCCCUGGUGAGCAGUGCAGAGGCCACGACGUACCAUGUGCCACUAGUGUCAUAAUUGCCUCCAGUACCACCCACGUCAGGACGUGAGUUCAUGCCACUGUCCACCCUAGGCCUUUUGUAUUACUUUUCUUACCCACCAUGUCCCACCACCGGUGUCAAGGUAUUCUCAAAAAUCUUAAAAGCACCACCAAACCCACUGCCUGUCCCUUGGGCAUGUGGUUGGUGCCCCAGUCCUGACGCUGCUGUGGCCAGGCUAGUGGGAGGUCAGGCCUCGUCAAAGCACUUUGUAAACCGAGGAAUUUAGUUAGAUGUUAUAAAUUGUAUAAGCUGCUUUCUAGGUCCAUGUUUUUUAAUAUGCUAUAACAUGAAGCUUUAUAAGUGUACUGUGAACUUGAAGUUUCAUAUCAGUUUGUCGUUAACUCAUAGUAAUGGUAACUACAUUAGCUUUCAUAUUCUGAAACUACUUAAGAAAUGAACAUUUAUUUAGUAGUGAGGAAGACCUAGGAUUUUUACAUUUUAAAAUUAAGUGCAAACAAAUAGUAUUUAUAAGCAGAAUGGUUAUUGAAAGACACAUACAUGUUCAGAUGUUUUUAAUUUUAUGAAAGGAACUAAUUUCCCUAAACAUGUGCAGGUGCACAUGUAGUUGGGAGUUUUAUAUUCCAGUAUCGUAGAGUGAUAACCAGAGCUCUAUCAUGCACUAUGUGAUCCGUGGCCACUUCUAAGUGCCUAUGCCUUGCAAAAGAAGUGAAGAAAUUGGUUCGUUUGGUUUUGUUUUCUCCCUUGAAAGAAAAUUUCAUGCUAAUGAAAAGUGCAGCAGAAGGAUCAGACAUCAGAGGACUCCAAGAUUGACUUGAGAAGGAGCUAUGUUCUGAUGUCUGUGAUGGCAGCGGUGCUUUGUAACCUCUUGAGUUGCCUGGGGCAUUAUGGCUUGCACUGAAUGAGGGGGCUGUGAACCCAAGACUUUGAGUCUGCUGUAUCUGUGACCACCCUCACCUCUAGCUGAGUCAGAACUGCCCAAUGGCAUUGUAUGAGUCCAGGUGACAGUUUUAGUUGAUACUUGGUACCUGACCUGUGUGUGUAGUUAUCAGAAUUCAUCCACGUGACCAUCAUGGUGCCUCAGUAGCCUGACUAUCCCAGCUCUGCUGCAGUACCCCAUAAGCUCCUGGGGCAUGGCAGGGUCCCCAACAGCUUGGCCUUCGGCCCAUGGCUCAGAUUAUGUCAAGAAUGUGUCUAGGGCUAUGCACUUGAGCCCUCUCUGGUCAGGACUGGAACUGACCCUGGAAAUCUAGGGAAGAGACAUCUGUCCAGACAGACCCUGCCCUCUGUGGCAGACUUGGGCAGGAUAGGUGCCCCACCUGCUGGCUCUGCCCAGGUCUAGAAGUGGCUGGCAGGUUCUCUUCCCCUAUGGCUUUGCCAAAGACUUUUAAUAGCAUUUUUUAAGUGCAAAGUGACUAGGUAAAACAUUUUUAUCAGUGACCAAAUUAGAAUGUAUUUAAUAUAGUAGAUUUAAAAACAAUUUUAAUAUAAGACAAACUGAUAGAAAAGCUCUAUCACUUUUAAUGGAAGUGGAUCCUUGACAUUCCGCAGCUAGCCCACUACUUAAGGUAACUAUUGACCUUGUUUUAGUGACUAUUUGUUUUUAAUUAUAGUGAUAAUGAUUUAUUAGCUCAGUACCUAGAUCAUGUAUAUUUUGUGCUACUGUUACAAGGUUUAAGAUUGUUUAUUUUUAUUCAUAUUUAUGCACUUGUUUCUCAUGUCAGGCCUUUGGUCUCUGUGGUAACAGGACACUGUUCGUGACAUAUCUCAUCUAGACAUUUUCAAUUUGUAACAGUUAAAAGCACUAAGUGUUAGAUUGUAAGCUACUCUGGUCAAGCUCCUCAGGAGGAGCUUGACCAGAGCUCUAGAGCUCCAGGGCUAACAUUCCAGGCUGGAGGGCUGCUGUGCAACGGCCGGAAGAAGCAGGAGGUAGUGCCCACUGCUUCCCAUGAAGGGAGCUUUGCUGAAUACCUGCUCUUCUAGGACUAGGCUAGGCUCUUGAGGAUAGGUGCGCAGGGGGAGGACCAAAGAAUUUCCCUGAGGGGGGGCUGUGUCUCCCAUCUAUCCCAGCCCUCCUGUGAGCUAAGGCCUCCCAAGACCUCUCCUGGAUGGGAAGGGCUGAGGAGGGAAGAUGGGCUCAAGGCCCAUGAGCGGGUGGCUCACUACUAUCCUUCCUGUUGCCUGUUGUCAUUUGACUCUCUAGUGUUAAAUAUUAGCAGUAAAUGAUAGUGUUGCAGUUUUGUGUAUCUGGUUGGCAGAUCUUUCCCCAGUGUGAAUGCGCAUGUGGAUUAAUUUAUGGAAGCCCCCAUGUGAGUUUAUUUUCAGCCAUUAGUUGAGAAUGUUAUGUGAAUGGAAUCUUCUUAACCUAGAAGGUCAUAUUUAUAUUGCAUACCCAUUUACUUGUAGUGAAUUGUUUAAAGUUAACACUUGUUUAAAUUUUUUUUACACUAUAGCAUUUAUGCAAUGGUUUACAGAAUUCAUGGAAUUAUUUUUUAUCAGUAUGGGAAUUAAAACUUUGAAUCUUUA